AAAUAAUUUGAGCCACCAUGGGUAAGAAGCAGAAGGUUGGAAAGGCCCGUAGGGAUAAGUUCUACCAGCUUGCUAAAGAAACAGGUUACAGAGCCCGAUCAGCCUUCAAGCUGAUCCAACUUAACAGAAAGUUUGGGUUUCUAGAGAACGCGAGAGUAUGUAUUGAUCUGUGUGCAGCGCCUGGGUCCUGGUGUCAGGUGGCAGCCAAGUUCAUGCCUGUUUCUUCUCUUAUCAUUGGUAUAGAUCUGGAUCCUAUCAAGGCAAUCCCUAAUGUCACAACAUUUGUUGACGACAUCACGUCGGACAGCUGCCGAUCUAAGCUCAAAAAACAGAUGCAGACAUGGAAAGCGGACUGUGUGCUGAAUGAUGGAGCCCCAAAUGUUGGUACAGCUUGGGUACAGGAUGCUUUCAGCCAAGCUCAGUUAACGUUAUCAGCUUUUAAAGUAGCUGCUGAAUUUUUGAAAGAGGGCGGAACAUUCGUCACCAAGAUAUUCAGAAGUAAAGAUUACCAGGCUUUACUCUGGGUCUUCCAACAGUUUUUCAAAAAAGUGAUGGCAACAAAACCGCAAGCUUCCAGAAACGAAUCUGCAGAGAUAUUCGUGGUUUGUCAGCAUUUCCUCGCUCCGGACAAGAUCGAUCCGAAGUUCUUCAGUUACAAAUGUGUUUUCGCUGACGUUGCCAAAGAAACAAACAACCAGAAACUAAACCUCAUCAAUCCAGCAAAAUUCACCAGAUCCAGAGAAGGUUACUCCGAUGGUGCAUCAUUGUCGUUACACAAGACUAUUCCAGCAAGGUUAUUUAUCGACUCAGAGGACCAUUUGGAUCUGCUCAGCAGUGCUUAUACCAUCGAGAUAAAAGAUGAGAAGUUACUGGACAGCAAACACACAACAAUUGAACUCAAAGAGUCUCUUAAAGAUAUAAAAGUUCUUGGAAAGAGGGAGAUCAAAAAUAUCAUCAAAUGGCGGGAAAAGAUACUGAAAGAUGAAGGUCCGGAGGAGAAAGUAGAUGAAGACGUAGAGAUGGAAGAAGAGGAAGAAGAUGAAGAGACAAAAAUCGAGCACCAAAUCGUAGAAUUACAAACAGCAGAGAAAGCGAUAAAGCGCCAAAAGAAGAAGAAAGGGAGCAAAUUAAAAGAAAAGAACCUAGCCAAGGUUGCUAAAGGAUUGGAUGUGCCCAAGGAAGCGUUUGGAGCAGACGAGGAUCCUAAUCUGUUCAAUUUACAAUCGAUCAAAAGUAAACAGGGUCUGGAGAAAGUCGAAACAACAGAAGUUCAAGCAGACGAUCCUAUUGAGGAACUAAAGGAGGUGGAAGAAAUAGUAAUGGAGGAAGAUGAAGAUGAAGAUGAAAGUGAUGACGAUGGUAGUGAUGCAGACGAUGAAGAAGAUGGUGAAGAUAUUGACUCCGCUACAGACGAAGAGGACGAGGUUGAAGAGGAGGAAGAAGAAAAGGAGGCCAAUCCUUUGCUUGUGAAGGAGAAAAGGGACAAGAUCGAUAAGACAAAUCUGUGGUUCAACAAGUUGAAAGACAAGCUUGCUGAAGAAGAUAUUGACGAAGAUCUAGAGGUGGAUGCUAUGGCGAGUGCCUUUGGAGUUAAUAAGGAAAAAGUUGAUAAGUCAACAUCAGAACCAGAGGCCAAAAAAGUUAAAUUUGAUCUUCCUGAAGCCGAGGGCGAGAAAUCUGAACCAAAGAAAGAAACACCCAAAGAUGACAAAUCAGACUCCGAAACAGAUUCUGACUCAGAAUCUGAUGCCGAAGACUAUCGGGACCUUCGUGAUAAGAAGCGAAAAGAACCUGCGUCCAAAACAACAGAGGAUAUGGAAGUGGUACCAGCACAGAAACGUCACAAAGCCUUGACAGCGGCCGAACUGGCAUUAGGCCAACAGAUUGUGACCAGCAGGAAGAGGAAGAACGAGAUAAUGGAUGCUGGGUAUCAUAGGUGGGCUUGGGGUGAGGAGGAUCUCCCAGACUGGUUUGAAGACGAGGAGAAGAAGUAUUAUCAGAAACAGCUACCUGUAACCAAGGAGCAGGUGGAUGAGUAUAAGCAGCAAGUCAGGGAGAUCAACGCCAGACCGAUCAAGAAAAUAGCGGAGGCAAAGGCAAAGGCCAAGUUUAAGGCUAUGAAAAAGUUGAAGAAACUUGCAGAACAAGCGGACCUUAUCACUGAUAACAGUGGCGGUGCUCAAGCAGAACAAGUUAUGAAGCUGAAACAAAUGGUGAAGAAAGUGGAACAGGGCAAGAAGAAACAAGAGACUACUUAUGUUAAGGCUAAGAGGGCUAAUGGUCAGUUCCAAAAGAGACCAGCAACAGCUAAGGGUAGGGUUAAGUUUGUUGACUCCAGAAUGAAGAAGGAUGUCGACGGAAUGAAACGAGCGGCUGCUAAGAAGAAGGGCGCACCUAAGAUUAAGAAAGCAAGAAACAGAGUCGGACAUAAACCGAGAUCAAGAUGAUUUUUAGUUUUUAACACAAAGGGGCUCUUUUAUUAAUUUAUUGCAUUUUACUUUUAGACGAUCAGCUUUUGUUGCCGUUUUAUCUGAAGUUUCUGUUACUGAUGGAUUAGUUAUGUAUGUGACGUGACUGCAUAUAUUUUAGAUUUUAAAUUUCCACCAAAA
Molecule: messenger RNA, 2609 nt
Organism: Bolinopsis microptera
Lineage: Eukaryota; Metazoa; Ctenophora; Tentaculata; Lobata; Bolinopsidae
Product: pre-rRNA 2'-O-ribose RNA methyltransferase FTSJ3-like
Exons: 17
Coding region: 18-2447 (809 amino acids)
Biological process (GO): rRNA methylation; maturation of LSU-rRNA from tricistronic rRNA transcript (SSU-rRNA, 5.8S rRNA, LSU-rRNA); maturation of 5.8S rRNA from tricistronic rRNA transcript (SSU-rRNA, 5.8S rRNA, LSU-rRNA)
Cellular component (GO): preribosome, large subunit precursor; nucleus; nucleolus
Molecular function (GO): rRNA (uridine-2'-O-ribose)-methyltransferase activity; rRNA (guanine) methyltransferase activity
Source: RefSeq, a predicted model, not a curated record